This is a messenger RNA of Hydractinia symbiolongicarpus, 4848 nucleotides long. RefSeq names its product glutamate receptor ionotropic, NMDA 3B-like. Lineage: Eukaryota; Metazoa; Cnidaria; Hydrozoa; Anthoathecata; Hydractiniidae. The record is from RefSeq and is a predicted model, not a curated record. Gene Ontology annotation, biological process: modulation of chemical synaptic transmission; synaptic transmission, glutamatergic. Gene Ontology annotation, cellular component: postsynaptic membrane; plasma membrane. The transcript has 6 exons. Bases 677 to 2812 code for a protein of 711 amino acids. Gene Ontology annotation, molecular function: glutamate-gated receptor activity; transmitter-gated monoatomic ion channel activity involved in regulation of postsynaptic membrane potential.
CUUAAAACAGGAACUUGGGGGUGCAGUUGCAAAAUUAAUAAAUAUCGAAGUAGGUGUCUUGAAAAUGAUAUUCAGCCAAUCAGAAUGUUCAUAAAACAACGAAAUACCGCGCCAGUCCUUAGUCUUAAAUAAUAUUAAAAUGGCGAAAAUGUAAAACUAUCCUCAUAAGCGUUAAAACCACGUGAUAUUCUUUUUUUUUUCAUAUAGGCGAUCGAUUCUACUUGUCAGUUUUCAAUGUCGUAUCUAACACCCAUGUUUCACCCACAAUUCCUUAGAAAGUGUGAAGGCGGAUAAAUUGGUGAUAUUCUAUGAACAUCUGCAUUUGAUCUAAAGGUGGAGGUGACGCACAUUCAAAAGUAAAAGAAGUUAUUCCAAAUGAUAGUAUUUUGAUUAAAUAAAGCACACAAAAAAACCAGCUACCCUAUAUGUGCACGAAAGCUGCGUGGUAACGUUUUACAAUUGUCUCACAGCUGAAAGAAAAAGCAAUUACAAUAGUGAAUGUUUGUUAUCGAAAAAAAAUUAAAUUCCAAUGUAGAUAUUGGUCGAGAUAAAUGUCUAUGGAGUGAUACAAAAUAUGCUGGCUGAUAGAUUGCAUUGGAACUUCUAAGAAUAUAACAAAAAGUUGAAAGAAGCAAAGUUCAAAUGAUAGAGAAAAAGUUUUUCACAAUUAACAGAUAUGAUGGUUUCUUUGCUUUUAUGCUUAAUGUUGUUCACGGAAUUUUUUAUAAAUAAUUUCGCAGCAGUGAAGAAUUGUAAACAGAUUCCACUCACACUUUAUGACAGCAGAACUUGCUUGCAAGAUAUGAGAAACGGCAGUAAAAUCAUAAAGACAAAUCAUGUAUCGCGGUUUCAGAUAACAUCUCAACGGCUUCAAUUGCAACCAUGCAUUCUUGGCAAUAUAAUGCACUAUUUCGAACUACCGUUGGCUGUAAUAACCACUGAACAUAAAAACCUAGGAAAACUGAUUCAAUAUUGUCCACGAAACGUUGAAUUCAAUCAUAUGCAUAUAACGCAGAUGGAUACUACUACAGUCACAAAAAAGCUAAGAUACUUAAUAACCACAAAGUUUCAAGUUAUUUUUCUCCUGUGUUCAUUGAGGUGCACAGCAAGAGUUCUCGAUACUGCAAACCAGAUUGGUUUUAAUGACAAAUAUAUUUGGAUUGUUAUGCAUUUGGAUCUGCUGUAUGUUGGAAUAUCAUUACCACAAAAUCUACUCGGUGUUGUUUACUCGACUUAUGAGACUAAUAAUUUCAUCUUGAAACAUGAAAACCAAAGUGAAGCCCAUUCACACGAUCAUGGAACGGACGUGAUUUCAAAAGCAAAUGUUACAUCUAUGUAUGGGAGUUUCCAGAUAUUUACACGAGCAAACCGUACCAAAUGGUUAUUAAUUGGUGAAAGUCAAAAUAAUAAAGUUGAACUUCUACCAAAUGCUGACACAGCAUUUUCUUUUUUUCCUCUUCAUCAUAAACUAAAGAAAUUGACUGUAGUAACGAUCAUUGAAUCACCUUUUACAUUCUUCCAUAAAAGCAAUGUAUAUGAUCAUAUCCUUCAAACAUGCACAACUGGCAAACUUUGUUGGGAUUAUGUUAACAUGAGUAACAGUAAAGUUCGAAAACCACAUUGCUGUCUUGGUUAUUGCAUUGAUAUGUUAGCUAAAAUAGAGGAAGAUUUGAACAUAGUUACAGAAGUCUAUAUAGUUGAAGAUUCUCAAUACGGUGCUAAAGAUAAAGGUAAAUGGGUUGGAAUGGUUGGAGAUGUGUAUUAUGGUAAGGCAGAUGUUUCCUUAGCUGCAUUGACCAUUAACGCAAAACGAGCUGAAGUGAUUGAUUUUACAGAACCAUAUCUUGUUGGAGGAGUCGGUAUUGCUGCAUUGUUAGAAACAAAGUUAAUUCCCUUCUUCAACGUUGAAGCGUUUGCUCCCUUGUCUUUUCAGUUAUGGCUGACAAUUUUCUGUAUAACAUUUGGUUCAUCCUUCAUUUUAAUGCUAACUGAACGAUAUGGCAAUCCUAGAAAAACGACAUGGUCAUAUCCAUGGGUAGAAAGCAUUACAUAUCUUGUCGGCUUAACGUUUGAUCGAUUUGUUGGUGGACUAGUACCUUCUAACCCAAGUACAAAGAUUACUGCUAUCUCAAUUUCUCUUUGCAUGUUGAUCGUUAUGUCAACUUAUACAGCAGUUAUGACAGCUAACAAGGUUACACAUACAACAAGCUUACCAAUCGCAGGGUUUAAAGAUAAAAAGAUCAUUCAACCAACAUCAUCAUUUACUUAUGCUACCAUUCAAAACUCUGCAUUUACACAAAUGUUUCAUGACAGCAAAGACCCAAAUUGGAACAGAAUGUACUACUUCAUGAAGGACUAUAACUUUCUCAAUACUGAGAAAGCUUUUGAGAAAUUAAAAGCUGGUCAACUCAAUGCAAUUAUCCAUGACUACCCAGUCAUAGCUGGUUAUAUAGCAAAAGAAGAAGAUUGUAAAAUCCAAUUUGCUGGUGAACCGAUAAAAGACGCUGGAUACGGAUUAGCAGUGCGUAAAGGCUCAGCACUGAAAGCAAAAUUAUCAGAUCUAAUCCGGAAGUACCAAGAAGAUGGUACUCUUAUAGCGUUACAAAAAACUUGGAUAAGCAGUAAAUGUGUUACUUCAAAAAAAGGUGGAAACGAACAGAUAAAUGAAAUUGGAAUUAACUUUUUAGGCGGUUUAUUUAGCUUAGUGUUGUCGUGUGUGUUUCUGUCCAUAUUAAUUCUGUCCUUAGAAUGCCUAGUUGCAAAAUUUAUACAAAGAAAGUAUAAAAGAGAUAUCACGCUGCAUGUAAUUUAAUGAAUGCUGUUGUCAUCCUUUGUUAAUGUAAACAAAUAAUGCUGUAUUUAUUAUAAAAGUGCUGAGCAAAGAGUGAGUCAGCUUUUUUUUCUGAGAAAUAUUCGGAAAACCUUUUUACUAUAUUGGCUGACUUUAAACUCUGAGUUUAUAUGUUUUUGUUUUUCAUUGAACUAUAAACUUUCGUCUCGGGCUCUACUCCUUUGGUGAUCGUAGUUUCUUGAUAGAGUGUGAAAUUGUUUUUUCAUAUUCUAGUCUGCAAAAUACCACGCAAACGAAUUAGCCUGAAAACCAUGCUAAAAAGUAAUAGCUAGAAAAAUAUGAAAAAGAAAAUACCAAUGAAAAUAUCUUCCGUGUCAAUGGGACUAUAAAAAUUUAUUUUUAUUCCUUGCCAUUAGAUCACCUGACUAAAUUAUUGUUUAAAUAGGGAAUUCCAGCUGCCGACAUCACGAUCUUUAUCGCUGUAUAUAAUCACGUGUCAUCUUUAAUGACCCUACUUAUGUGUAGAAAAAAAUAUUUUUCGUUACAAUUUUUCUUCAGGUGAAAUGCGCAUAUUUAAAAUAGUAGCUUGUUUCUAUGGUAACAUAUUUCUAUUGAUUUUGUGCUAUGCGUAUGUUCUACAAAAUUUCCGCCGUAUUGCCAUGCGCGUAGGAUCUCACAUUUCAAAGGCGUACAUAUUAUGAUUUCAACUAAAAAUUGUAAAAGUUACGUUUCUCAUUGCAUGGAACUGUUUUGUGUUCUUAUGCUUUUUACGCAUUAUAAUUAUGGGACCUUUUUAGAAGAGAUUCUUUUGCUGUGAGUAAUGCGAUUUUCAUGUAUUGAAGAAAUAAAUUCGCCUCUCUAAUAUACCCGUUUUUUUAGCAAACCCGCCUUUAUUUCUAAGGUUGAAACGGUAAUCCCGCCGCGGGGAUAAUGUAGUACGGUGAUCGACCUGUGCACAGCAAUAAUGACUUCUAACAGGUUAGUAAGUAAGAAUAUCUAAAAAAAUUAAGUUAGUUUUGGAUGGUGUCCAUUUAAAACACAUCAUUUGUAAUCAUAAUAAAUUUUAGAAGACUUGGUUAAGAACGCUUCGCCGUGUCUUCAUGUAUAAUUAACGCUUUAUUCACCGUGUUUUGAAAAAUAAAUCGUUUAAAAGUAUAUUUUAGCAAAUACCAUUUUAGGGCCGAAAUGAAAUAUUUUUUUUGGUAUCUUGUUUAGUCUUAAUAAAACUUUAGAUGAUUUUAGGCGAAAUGAAACUCAUUCCGGUGCUGAUCUUAAGUUACGAAAAAGCUGAAGUAUAAUCAACCAGGUCUUUCAGUAUUUGUAUCCCGCGAGUUCAAACGGCAAUCGGUCAAAAAGCUAGUUAAUUAACUAUUUCUUAAAGCAUAUACGAUAGCCUAAUAGGCCAUCCUGUCUAAAGACAGGCCAGUCCAGCAUCUAGCAUUGGAGCUGCGUACGUAGUUGGGUCACAACAUGGCCGUCUAAUCGAUUCCAAAAUAUUGUUUCUGUAUCCAUUGUGGAAAACAGAAAAACAAAAUAUAAACCUGCAGUGGAAGAACAAAAGGAGCCUAUGAUUUAACAAGUAAAAAAAGUAAGAAGAUGAGAGGUCAUUAACUUUUAUUAAAGAGUAAGCUAAAAGUAUUCAGUAUAGCUAGUCUAUAACUAUACCUAGGGUUCUGCAUUGCCUCUUGACCCCAUCAAACGCAGUGCUGUGCGGCUUAAUGACAUAUUUUGGGGUAUUGACAGACAUUGCUAUAUGCUUCCUAUAGCUUAGCGAUCAUUAAUUCACAUAACAGCAAUUAUUAAUCAACAAAAACCACAGAAUAACACUUUGACUAACUAUAGCGCUAAACUUUCAAAGACUUGUUUUGAUUUAAGAUACCUUGAGUUCUCCAUACUGCAUUACGAAUUAUUAAUUUUAAAAAUGGUAGCACUGUCAUAAAAAGGUUUAUUUCACUACAUUUUCACUAUUGUCAGCAACAACAAAAAUUUGUCCUUGUCUUUCUUAGUUUUCAAAUAAUAAUAUUUUUACUUAACUGUACAUCUAUCGCAGGAGCCAA